AUUACGUUGUUUAUGACGGAGAACUGUUGCUGUACGUAGCGUUAGCUUGUGUGUUACUUUUCACAAACAAACGAUUAAGCAUUAGUUUCGAUCCCAAUGUGCAUAUUGUGGAACAUAAAGGAGAAUAUAAUGGCCCUGCAGAAGUAUUAAGUGAAGACAGUAAUGCCAUAAAGAAAGGAGGCACGUUUGAGGAGAUCUCUCUUCAGAAAUGGCGACUGAACUCCAUGAGGCUAUUUUCAUGGCCAAGCAGGAGCGCCACAAAAACCUGUUUCUGAACUACAGAAACCUGAACCACUUCCCCGUGGAGCUGCUGAAAGACGAAGGCCUUCAGUUCCUGGAGAGGCUGUACAUGAAGAGGAACUCACUCACAACGCUGCCGGACGAUCUUGCUCUGAAGCUCCCAAAUCUAAUCGAACUGUAUUUGCACUCGAACAACAUCAUCCUUAUUCCUGAAGCGAUCGGCAGCUUGUCUCGUCUGCAGUCGUUGGACCUGAGCAACAACGCGCUGCAGUUCCUCUGUCCGGAGAUCGGACGCCUCAGAUCUCUGAGACACCUCCGACUGUCCAACAAUCAGCUCAAGUGCUUUCCUCCAGAGAUCGGGGACCUUCAGGACCUGGAGACUCUGGAUGUUUCCAUGAACCAGCUGACGUUUCUCCCCGAGCGUCUGCAUCGCUGCGUCUCUCUGCAGAAUCUCACCGCCGACCACAACCUGCUGACUCGAUUCCCCCGACAGCUCUGCUGGCUGCAGCGCCUCAACCAGCUCUCAAUGGCCGCCAACCGCCUCACCUUCCUGCCCCUCGAUCUGGGCAGAUCGAGAGAGCUGCAGUUUGUGUUUGUUGACAACAACGUGGAUCUGAAAGGAUUUCCCUCCUAUCUUUACAACAAGGUCAUCGGCUGCAGCGGGUGUGGUGUGUCGGCCCAGAUGUUGAGGGGGGGGGAGACCCUGAGUCAGGCUCUGGUGGGCCUCCCCGCGGAGGUGAAGGUGGUGGGCUCAGAGACGGAGAACGUGGUCCCCCUGGAGGAGCUCGCCCUGAGGGCCCUGCACCGCAUCUACCACCACGGCAAGACAGACAUUCCCCGCCCCCCCCCCCUCUGUCUGCCCCAGAGUCUCCUCCAGCUGCUCCACUUCCCUCUGGGUCACUGUCACCGCUGCAGUCAGACCAUGUUCACCACCAUCUUCCCCAAGCUGUUCCCUCUGAGGGACACCGCGCUGGCAGGGGUGCACCGCAGGACGACGGUGAGUUUUGUGGCUUAUUGUUGCUCCAGUCACUGCCUCCGGACCUUUGACCUGCAGGGAUGAGGACACACACACACACACACACACACACACACACACACACACACACACACACACACACACACAC
Messenger RNA from Trematomus bernacchii (emerald rockcod), 1364 nucleotides. RefSeq names its product leucine rich repeat containing 28 (gene lrrc28). NCBI's taxonomy places the organism in Eukaryota, Metazoa, Chordata, Actinopteri, Perciformes, Nototheniidae. Bases 209 to 1300 code for a protein of 363 amino acids. The record is from RefSeq and is a predicted model, not a curated record. The transcript has 11 exons. Gene Ontology annotation, molecular function: protein binding.